This is a messenger RNA of Dreissena polymorpha, 4116 nucleotides long. RefSeq lists its product as uncharacterized. The coding region runs from base 1176 to 3134 and encodes 652 amino acids. The transcript is spliced from 2 exons. The record is from RefSeq and is a predicted model, not a curated record. NCBI's taxonomy places the organism in Eukaryota, Metazoa, Mollusca, Bivalvia, Myida, Dreissenidae.
UUGGAGUUACGGAAAAAAGGAAAGGUCGAUCUGCUAAACCAAUCCAAUGCGUUCUUGUAGAACAAUCUCCAGUAGCAUCGCCAGGAAGAUUAUCACUCUUCAAAUGCAAACGAAAGCUUACCCCUUGCAAAUCGCCUGCUUCUCCAGCUUUUCGAUCACCCUUGUACAAAGCAAUACGACUGUCCAAUAGAAAUCUAUUUCCUAGUGCAGACUCAAACGAUGAUGAUAUUAAUUGGUACAGACACAUUGACGAUCAUAAAGUGCAUGCACAGGACGUUAAAACGAGUGAUCCGGAAACAAAUGAUACUGUUCCAAGUCAAACAUGUUUCUCUUCAAACGACGUUGACAAAAUAUCCAAAUGUGACAAAAAUAAACAAACAAUUGACUUUUGUGAUAUGGAUGCUUGCGAAAUACUUGCCGGAACAAAUGACCUUCAAAGCAUUUUAAGUGAAUACAACAAGGUGCUUCCAACGGUUAUCAAAAAGUUAUCCCAGCAUUCACAGUUACAUUUGACAUUUCUGUCAUUUUUUAGACUAGUGGUUGAGGACAAGUUUCCUUUGGACAAUAUUGCCCUUCUUUUGUGGACAGACGUUGUUAACUGGUUCAACAAUAUAAACAUUACAAGAAUGCGAUAUGACGAUACUACUAAAUUGUUUUGGAAGUGCGGAUGGCGGAUAUUUGGAGGAAGAUUUAUAAGUUUCAUGUCAGGAUUCAAAAACAAGACAUUCGAUCAAGAUGUGUGCACUGAGAAACAAUAUUCACCGACAAGUUCUACACUUAACUUUGCUGUGCCAGAUAUAAAGGUGUUACAGUCGUUCAACCCAUACACAAGUGAAUCACAAAGGGAACCGGGGAUUUGCAACGACGGUAUAAAGGCGCUUGGUCAAAAUAUUGGACACAGGUCGGCAUGUUUAACCUUUGAUGGAAAGAAGAUAAAGCAAGGUCUUACGAAAUUUUGUGGCGAUAUUGACCUUAUUGGAUUUGAAGACGGAGAGACAUUACACGAUAAAAGAAAUCGAUUAGAAGAUAUAACGGCUGAGCUUAGUGCUUUGGGCCAAACAGUUGCAGUGGUUGAACAAAAGAUUGGUCUACCGAAUCUACCAAUUGAAAUCAAGGAACAAAUUUAAAAAAACUUAUUGGACUCUCUUAAAAAAAUAUCAACCGGAAUACAAUACAUGGAUAAGUUAAAAACGAAGAAGGAAUAUGCAAAGGACAAGUUGAUAGAACGAAGUGGAACAGAGAACUGGAGAAGUGGAAAAUAUUGUUAUGCAAUAAGUUCCAUUAUUGGUCUCCUGUACGACAUAAAUAAAGUCAAGGGAAAAUGUGAAACAAUUAUCAGAGACAUUUGCAAAAUUAUAAGCGCUAUAAACGGAUGUAAGUACAUAGAUAACAUAAUGGUAGAUUUGAACAGUUUGGAAUCAUACAAGUCUUUAGAAACACUGACAGACCUAGCAACAGAAAAAAAUGACCCACGUUUGAUAAAACAAAGGUCUACCGCAUGGUUUGAUAUAAGGUCAAAGGCCAAGGUAACUGGAAGUACUCUCUACCGCAGUAUCGGGCUGGAUGGUUUGAAAAAUCUCAAAGAACAUUUCGAACAAGUAAUAUGUGGAGCCCCUGAAAAACAGUUCUCUGAAAAAGUUAAAGAUGCAAUGAAACAUGGUGUAGAAAACGAAAUAAAUGCAGUAGCUACCCUUGUCGGAAAAGUGAUACCAGUUUUAUUUCCUGGUAUGAUAUUUUGUGAAGAAGGGUGCGUUAUUUCAAGUGAUGAUAGCGGAAACACGUUUUGUGUGGUGUCACCCGAUGGCAGUUUAAGACAAGAUACAUCAUUAUUGUCUACAAGUAUGGCAGUUGAAAUUAAAUGCCCAACCACAGACAUUCAUUUUCAAUUACCACCGAGAUAUUUAUUGCAAUGUCUGUCACAGAUUGAGGCGUUAAAUGUGAACUCGUUGAUUUACUUGUCAUGGACAGAAACUCUGACAUCCAUAUUUAAGGUAGAGCGAAAUAUUAACCUAUAUAACAACGCAAUGGAAAUCGCAAGAUCAAUAUAUGACACUUCAAAUCCAAAACGACCUAAUACAUUGUGUUCUAGUGUCAAAACAUUGAAAGAUGAGAUCGAACGUGCGUCAAAAGACGCUUGUUUUUUAGGGUGUUUUCCGUCCGCAAAAGUUGGAAAAGCAACUGUAAGAAGUGCUUUUGAAGUUCAUACAGUGCAUGAAAUAUCAGUGCUACUAAAUUCUCUUGUGGAUCUCCAUUCCCAAAUCCACGAAAUAAAACGAGAGAAGGCGACUGAAGCUGUAGUGUUUAUUUGCGCUGAUUUGAAUAGAAGUUGGAACAAAAACCUGUCUCUGUCAUCUCCUGUAGCUUGGUUUACGAAAGGAUAUAGUCUCGAAACUAAAAAAAUGAGAGAAAUAGCGGAAGAAGUACACAACAGGUGUCAUGAAUCAGGUAUUCAUAUCCCUUGCCAGUCCUUUGACGGACAAUGGCAUAACCUUGUUGUGCGAGAUUCUGAAAAUAAUCCACUGACAACGCUUCAGUUACAAAAAGAUGUAUGGCGAGAAGUAGAACAGACAAAAAAGACAGAAGUCGUAUCAAAAUUUCGUGGCAUGAACAAGAAACCUAAAUGGAUUUAUCACAAUGAAAAUGGAUCAAAAGUGGUCGUGGUGAGUAAUUAUAUUAGAAACGUUCCACCUCUCAAACGCAAUAAAAUCCUUACCUCUGAGAAAGCUACACCGUCAAACAAUUCGAGCGACAGAGAAAUUACCCAAGGAGAUGAAUGUGCAGAUAAUAAUACGGAGGAUAUUGUAAAUGAUCCAGAACAGGAUUUUGGUCGAGAUAAAGAAGACUCUCACUUGGAUGAGCACAUUUCUAAUGAAGAUGCUAAAUGUCUGCUAGCAAUGUUAAAAUCAGACCAAAACAGUAACAAAAAAGGUAAAUGGAACACAUCGCAGGUUACAGAUAUUACUGUAAUACUUUCAAGUUUGGAAAGAAUGCAGUCGUUACUUGAUGCUGAUAUUCGUGUUAUUGUGCGUUUCUUUAAGAAGUCUAAAACCAUAAAUGUCAAUGAAACUGCGACUAAACAGAAAAAACUUGAAAAGUUAUCCGAGAAACUAGGGCUUAAUUAUCAUGUGAAAUAGAAUUCUAAGAAAAAGAAGGCCACACUUAAAACGUUAGCAGAACUUUGCGCGAAAGUUAUUGCAAACACAUCAAAAUAUGAAUUAAAUUGUGCAUAUGCUGAGUGCAUUUGGCAAUACCGUUAUGAAGUGUGGAAAGCUAAAGUAGGCAUUUGCAAUUUAAUUGAAGUAAAUGGGAAAGUGGAAGUUCGAGAAUGGUUUUAUCAUCCAGAAUAUAGCAAGAGAAGAAUGCAAUAUGAAGUGAAGUGCAUUGAUGCCACGCACCUUCUCACUCGUACAAGACGAAAAUCUUACAAAGGCGGUUUGGAUCUUGUGAAUAAUGAAGCUUGGAAAAGAGUUGCAAAAGGGGGGAACACUUUAUUAACCCCAAUUAUGAUUGAAGAAGUUACCGAACCCAUGUCCGCAUCGAUGGCAGCAACGCAUUUUUCUGAGGCCGUAGAAAUUGAAAUGCGAAAGUGUGACUUUAAUAAGUCGGCCGACUUAUGCCGAGACAUUCGUCUAUGGUGGGAAUCGGAAGACAGUUCCGGACAGACCGCUGCCGAGAGGUUUUUUAAUAGAGAUCUACUGAGGUCACGUUUGUUGUCACACGUAAACUUUGGAAAAUUUCCGCCACCGACAAUGCAUGUUGCUGGAUGGCCAUGGCAGCUUUGGGAGGCACUCAUAUCUCAUAUUGAUGCAAAAACGCAAUUGUAUUUCCUCUGUCAUGGUGGCAGUUAUAAUGUAAGGGCGUUCAGCAGUCUAAUUGGUGAGACGUUCUUUUCUGAAUUGUCACUCCAUGACAAGACAGGUUGCGGGACCGUGUCGGCGGAAGAGUUUGGUCGAUUCAUAGGAACUGCAACAGAACAGCUUCAAGUUCGACUCGACCCAAAUAGGAAGUUUGUAUACACAACCGGGCGGUCACACGUGUACAAGCUGACGGAUGCAAGUGAGAUGACAUCCACCAACAGCUGUCAAGACGAAUGCCGAUUGUGCAGGAAGGAUGGUC